UUUAGGGUUUUGGCUUUUUUCUCUCAUCGAACAAAAAGAAAGCUCUGAACUUUCUUUCGCCUCUCUUCCAGCCCAAUUAGCCUCCCUCUUCCUCCUCUGCGCUUCCCUCCGUUACCCGAUAUUCAAAAUCUUAUAUAUAUAUAUAUAUAUAUAUGACUUCUUUCAGUUUCAGGAAAACAAGAAUAAGCAAAUAAUUCUACAAUUUUCGUUUCGAAUCUGCUUUCCGGGCUUUUCGGUGAAACAAGGACUGUACAUUGAGAUGGAGACUGCAAUUGUUCCUGUUUCCAUGCCUGAUACACCUAUUACUCCUACUGAGAAUGGUGAGCCGCUUAGUUCUGAAGUACAGCCGAGUAAACGGAGGAGGAAGAAGUCUAUUGUCUGGGAUUAUUUUACUGUGGAGACUGUUGGAGAUGGAUGUAUCAGGGCCUUCUGUAAUCAGUGCAAAAAAUCAUUUGCUUACAUUACUGGUUCAAAGCUAGCUGGAACUAGCCACCUCAAAAGACACAUUGCAUUGGGUAUCUGCCCUUUAAGUCGUCAGAGAAAUCAGCAGACACCAGACCCUAAAACUGGUAAUGCUGUUGAUGAACACGGAAAAGACAACGAACAACUCAGAGAAUUGCAAACAUCCCUUUUAACCAGGAAAACUGCAACCAUGAGAUAGCUAAGAUGAUCAUAAUGCAUGAGUAUCCCCUCCACAUUGUGGAACACCCUGGUUUUAAUGAUUUUGUGCGGACUCUUCAACCACAGUUCAAUAUGGUGAGUUUCAACACUAUUCAAGGAGAUUGUGUUGGAAUGUACUUGAAAGAGAAGCAGAGCCUUCUCAAUUUUAUCAAUGAAAUUCCAUGUCGGGUCAGUCUUGCAUUAGAUUUGUGGAUUUCAAAUCAAACCGUGGGUUAUGUUUUUCUAACAGGACAAUUCAUUGAUACUGAGUGGAAUUUGCAUCGCUGCCUGCUUAAUGUGGUCACAGUACCAUCCCCUGAUUCAGAUGGUGCCUUACAGCAAGCUGUUGUUUCUUGUCUGUCUGAAUGGCAUUUGGAGAAUAGGCUAUUUACCCUUACUCUUGAUCAGUCCUUCUCAAAUGAGAACAUAAAUGAAAGCCUACGAGCUCUGUUUUCUGGCAGGAACCCUUAUGUGCUUCAUGGUCAGUUAUUGAUUGGAAAUUGCUUUGCUCGCGUUAUAAGUCUUCUUGCACAAGAGGCACUAUGGUCUGUGUGGGUAACUGUGAAUAAAAUCCGAGAAAGUGUGAAGUUUGUGAAAACUUCAGAUACUCAUGAAGAGACAUUUUUCCAUCUUAAGGAACAACUUAAGGACCCUAGCACAAAAGACAUAUUCAUCGAUGAUCAAACAAAGUGGAACACAACUUAUGACAUGUUGGUGGCUGCCUGCGAACUAAAGCAGGUAUUUCUGUUCUUGGAGACCUCCUUUCCUGAUUAUAAUAUAGCCCCAACAUUGGAUGAUUGGAAGCAAAUAGAAAUUCUCUGCACGUACUUGAAGCUUUUCUUUGAUGCUGUCAGUAUUUUAACUGCCCAAACAUACCCAACUGCCAGUGCAUUCUAUCAUGAAGUGUCAAAAGUUCAAUUAGAGUUGACACAUGCCUCAAUGAGCAAUGAUCCAUUUAUCAGCAACUUGACCAAGCCUUUGAAGGAGAAGUUUGAUAGAUAUUGGAGUGACUGCUUCUUAGUUUUGGCGAUUGCUGUGGUAAUGGAUCCAAGGUUCAAAAUGAAACUCGUUGAGUUUAGCUUCUCUAGGAUAUAUGGUGAUGAUGCUGGAAUGUGGAUUAGAUUGUUGAUGAUGGGAUUCAUGAGCUCUACCAUGAAUAUACCAUACAAGAAGUUCCUCCACCUGAAACAUUUGUGGAAGAACGGAAUGAAAUCAGUAUCCCUGAAGAGAAUGGGAGCAUCAUCCCCAAAAUUGAACCUCCUGAAAAUGGCUACCUUCAAGAGCGACUAUCUGAAGAAGGAUACCUCCAAGAUGGACCAUCUCAAGAAGAUACUUGUCAUGAAAUGCCCCAUCAAGAAGUAGCCUCUCAAGAAGUACCUUCUUCGGAUCCCCUUAUUUGUAUUGGAGAUGGACUUUCAGAUUUUGAGGUCUAUAUCUCCGAGAUCGGUGAUAGCCAGCAAACAAGAUCUGAAUUGGAUCAAUAUCUCGAAGAGUCACUUUUGCCUCGAGAACAUGAUUUCAAUAUUCUGAGCUGGUGGAAACUAAACAAGAGAAAGUAUCCAAUUCUCUGGAGGAUGGCUUCUGAUAUUGUCAAUCCCAUUUUCUACUGUUAGUUCUGAUAUUGUUUUUGACUCGGAAAGAAAAAGGAUGGAUAAUUACCACAGUUCAUUACAUCCAGUGACACUUGAAGCUCUUAUUUGCGCAAAGGAUUGGCUUCAGUAUGGAACAUCACAGAGUUCCGAAUGAAUUGUGAAGAUGGAAAAAUUCUAGAGUAUGGAUUUUGUCUUGUGUCAUCUUUUACAAGAUAUGAUAGUGGUGAUUCUCAUCUCAGCAUAAUUCCUCUACGCCUCAUAUGUUAGAUGCUUUAUAGGAUUCUUAGUAGCCACUAAUGGAAUCGACACAUUAUUCUUAGUUCAGUGAAUCAAAUCUUCUUUUGAUUCAUAUAAAUUACUAGUGUUUCUCGA
Molecule: messenger RNA, 2624 nt
Organism: Hibiscus syriacus
Lineage: Eukaryota; Viridiplantae; Streptophyta; Magnoliopsida; Malvales; Malvaceae
Product: zinc finger BED domain-containing protein DAYSLEEPER-like
Exons: 2
Coding region: 667-2022 (451 amino acids)
Molecular function (GO): DNA binding
Source: RefSeq, a predicted model, not a curated record